AUGGGAGAUCCUCUCAGCGUAACCGCGAGCGUGAUCGCUGUAGUAGAUGCGUCAAUCAAGGUCGCUUCGCUAUGCUCAAAAUACUAUAAAGACGUCAAGAAUGCCCAGAAAGAUAUCGAUCGGCUCAAAUCAGAAAUUACCAACCUAAAAGACGUAUCCAAAAGCGUACAGAAAUUGCUUGAUGGUCCCAAUGGCGCGAAACUUGAGGCUUCCCAGUCAUUGCACAGCGCGCUUAAGGAGAUCCUAUCACAGCUGGAAACAUUGGAAACGAAACUGAGGCCUACUAAACAUCGUAAAGCUAUGAGGAAAUUUGGAUGGCGCGCUUUGAAAUGGCCGUUCGAGGGCGAGGAUGUUGACAAGGCGGUCCAAGACCUUAGGCGCCACGCGCAGACCGUUUCUCUUGCCUUGCAAGUCGACCAGACGACUGCUAUACUAGACCAUGACCAGAAAACAGUUCUAAAUCGGCUUCCCAUUGCCGACGGUGCAGCAUUCGAUUCCCACGCCGAAGAAUACAAUCCGACCUGUUACGAAGGCACUCGAGUCGACCUUCUACGUGAAAUAUCGGAGUGGGCGGGGGGCCCCAAGGCCAAAGCGGUCUUCUGGCUGAAUGGGAUGGCGGGCACGGGCAAGUCUACCAUCUCACGCACGGUGGCGCAGAAUUUCUCCAAGAAGAACCAGCUCGGUGCCAGCUUCUUCUUCAAGAAGGGCGAGGGUGACCGAGGAGGGGCGACAAAGCUUUUUACUACGAUUGCCGCCCAGCUCAUUCAACGAGAGCCAGCCCUUGCGCCACCCAUUCAACGUGCCAUCAAUGACGACCCUGGCAUCUUCGGAAAGAGGAUGCGGGACCAGUUUGAGAAGCUAGUCUGGGAUCCUUGGUCUCAGAUUACCAGAGAGACUCCCAACACAUCUACGCUCCUUAUUGUUGUCGACGCUCUGGACGAGUGCGAGCGUGAAGAAGACAUUCGAACAAUCAUCAGCCUCUUUUCUCGCCCUCAACCCUCGCAGUCAUCACAACUACGAAUCUUGGUAACUAGUAGGCCCGAAUUGCCGAUUCGUCUGGGCUUUAAUGAUGCUAAGGGUACAUUCCAAGACUUGAUUCUCCACGAGAUACCUGAGCAGGUCGUUGGGAAGGACAUCUCGGUAUUCCUUACGCACGAGCUUGAAAAUAUUCGCAACGAUUACAACAAAUCCGUAUCAAACAGUCUGCAACUCUCGCCGAUUUGGCCUGGGCAGCCGAAUAUCCAGGUGCUUGUGAAGAUGGCCGUCCCCCUCUUCAUCUUUGCUGCCACAGUAUGCCGCUUUAUCAAGGAUACCGCCUGGCGCGACCCAGAUGGACAGUUGAAGAAAGUGCUAGCUUACGAGACGAAUACAAACAACUCCGAGCUGGAUAAGCUAGAUGCCACCUACCGUCCAAUUCUCGAACAGGUCCUUGCUGGACAGAAUGAACAUGCGAGAAAGAGCUUAAUCGGAGAAUUUUGUCGAGUUGUCGGCGCCAUUGUUCUUCUUGCCCAACCUUUAUCUACACUGUCUCUCGAAAAACUCCUCGCCACCAGCCCCGGCAUUGUAGACAGGAGACUGAGCUCAUUGCACUCAGUCCUCAACAUCUCAUCGAAUUUGGAUAUACCGAUUAGACUUUUCCAUAAGUCAUUCCGCGAUUAUUUGUUGGAUGUAGAAAGGCGAGAUAGCAAUCCGUUCUGGGUAAACGAGAAAGAAACCAACAAGCAAUUGGCGAUCAACUGUAUACGCAUUAUGAACGACGCCCUCCGGACAAACAUUUGUGACAUACAAUGGCCGGGAACACCUCGUUCCUCUACUGACUCCCGAAUAAUAAGCGAUAAGUUACGGCCCGAAAUCCGAUAUGCAUGUCAAUAUUGGGUUUACCACAUAAAACAAGCAGGAGGGAAUGGUAACGACGAUAAUCAGAUCUACAGCUUCCUCCAGCAGCACUUCCUGCACUGGCUAGAGGCAUUAAGCCUCAUGGGGAGAGUCUCGGAAAGUCUGCAAAUGAUCAGGACAUUGCAAUCACUCCCCGAGGUACGUUAUCGCAGAGCCAAGUAUUACAACAUCGCUAACUUGAUCUGGAUGGAGGUUUCUACACAACUACGCAACUUCCUUACUGAUGCCACACGCUUUAUUCUUACCAACAUAUCCAUAAUCCAGCAUGCGCCUCUCCAAACGUACUGCUCGGUGCUUGCCUUUGCCCCUGAGAAAAGUAUUGUACGUACCACAUUUAAGAAUAACAUUCCCAAGUGGGUAUGUCUUCAGCCAAGAGUAGAGGCACACUGGAACGCAUGCUUGCAAAUACUUGAGGGUCAUAGCAGCUUGGUAAGGUCGGUGGCAUUCUCAGCCGACUCGAAGCUGGUAGCAUCGGGAUCGUAUGACAAGACGGUACGGCUCUGGUCGACAGAUACGGGCGAAUUACAGCAGACACUCAAGGGUCAUAGCAGCCGGGUAAGCUCGGUGGCAUUCUCAGCCGACUCGAAGCUGGUAGCAUCGGGAUCGUAUAAUAAGACGGUAUGGCUCUGGUCGACAGAUACGGGCAAAUUACAGCAAACACUCAAGGGUCAUAGCAACUGGGUCACCUCAGUGAUAUUCUCAGCCGACUCGAAGCUGGUAGCAUCGGGAUCGGGCGACAAGACGGUACGGCUCUGGUCGACAGAUACGGGCAAAUUACAGCAGACACUCGAGGGUCAUAGCAGCUGGGUAAGCUCGGUGGCGUUCUCAGCCGACUCGAAGCUGGUAGCAUCGGGAUCGGGCGACAAGACGGUACGGCUCUGGUCGACAGAUACAGGAGAUUGUCUGCUGGCUCAUGAUCUCGGCACCACUUUCUAUAACCUAUCCUUUGAUCCUAACGGCAAAACCCUCCAUACUAACACUGGUGCCAUCUCCCUUAAUGAUCUACAUUCGCUAACUAGGAUUGUCACCAUUAAUAAUACUGACCAUUCCUUAAUAUCCCCUCGUCAAAUACCCAAGCCAGGCCGAAAUUACCUUUCCGGCUAUGGCAUCAGUACAACUAAUGAAUGGAUAACAUUGGAUGGAAAUAACUUGUUCUGGUUGCCAGCAGAUUCUCGGCCCCGGAAGUCAGCUGUAUCUGGCUCUACGAUAGUAAUUGGCUGUCCUUCAGGAAAGGUUAUUAUUAUGUGCUUUUUAGCAAAGGGGCCCCUAGAAAUUUCACUGAAUGCUUCAGUUUAA
This is a messenger RNA of Hypoxylon trugodes, 3192 nucleotides long. RefSeq lists its product as uncharacterized. NCBI's taxonomy places the organism in Eukaryota, Fungi, Ascomycota, Sordariomycetes, Xylariales, Hypoxylaceae. The transcript has 2 exons. The coding region runs from base 1 to 3192 and encodes 1063 amino acids. Gene Ontology annotation, molecular function: protein binding. The record is from RefSeq and is a predicted model, not a curated record.